GCUGGUGGAACGUCAACAGAACAACGCCACAUCUCACCAGUCAGUUGCUGCAUCGAGAUCCUUGCACUACAGAUAGCCUUUCUCUUGCUUUGCAAAAGAAUUACAUGUCUUUCAAUUUCAUUUUUUGCGAACUUGUCCAAUUUUGAUUGACUGUCAGUCCUGUCAUUCAAAAUCACCUAUUUCAUAUUUUUCGAGCGAAGACGCGAAAGUAUUUUCAGUAUAUUGCCAAACCAGAACUGCUCGAUUGGCUGUUUCCUCAAGUGAUACAAUAAAAAUGGCCAGUCUCCGUCUGCUCGCCGAUGAUGGUCCCGUUUUGGGAGAAAUUGUUGCAGAGUCAUGGGUUGAAGUAUCGGAUCCGCCAACGAGUCCAACUCCCGAGCGUACUACUCAUCUCCCCCAUGGGUCUGAAGAUUAUCUUAGAUUGCUAAGAGAAGCCCAACGCGAUAGCAAUCAGUCCUCUGCCCUCGUCUCCUUGGCUUCUACGCGCAAAAAUUCACCACAUAGCUCACCUAAGUCACCUCCAAAUAGUCCCAAUACGGAACCAGUUGGCGAAGGAGAGGAACUGAAAGGAUUCUACAUCAAUUAUUGCACUAAAGAAGGCACAAGUCUUGAGACUAACACUGACUGGGUUUGGGACUGGUCCAGUCGUCCUGAGCAGCAAGCGCCAAAAGAAUGGAAGUUUAUACACCCGGAAGGUCGCAUUCCGAUGAAGAAGCCCUACGGCUACAGCAUCCGCUUUGCCAAAGUUGGGGGUACCAGUGUUUUUUCUAGACAAGUUUUGUAUACAAUGGUCCUCACCAACUUGGUGACGCUUCUGCUCGGCACCGGCAUUGGAUUCUGGCUAAGUCGGCGCAGUAACGACGUCUUACAACUGAACUUGGACUAAAACGGAUAUUGGCAAGUUUCAUCUUGGCAACCGCCGGCGACCUGAAAGCGAAUGAUACAUACAUGUACAGCUAAUGUCCGUUUAAGCAUAGAGAGGCUUGGCUGUGACGUUCUUCUUUUUUAUUGCAUUCUACCUUUUUGCUUCAUAUUCUCCGAAAUUUUGUCUUUCUGGCACUAUGCCUAAUAAUCGUAAAUUGAUUUAAGGUUUCUUUCGUUUCAUUCUUUGAACGUUUGAAAAAAAGCUUCCAUUGAUUUCUGAUAUUUAAAAAAUAAGGAAGAAGACAAAGCGGAAGCGAAAUUUAUCUUAAACAAAAAAGAAGUGGGUUUUUUUAUAUCAGGCACGUACAACAAGCAAUCAUUUUUUUUCGGAGUGUUGGUCAAAUGUUUCGUCCCGUAUUCACAGUUUACGUUAAACAAUACAUUUGCGUCAUAUUCAUACAAUUAAAAUUCUCUAUGGAUUAAA
This is a messenger RNA of Daphnia carinata, 1348 nucleotides long. RefSeq names its product BCL2/adenovirus E1B 19 kDa protein-interacting protein 3-like (gene BNIP3). Gene Ontology annotation, cellular component: nucleus; mitochondrial outer membrane; mitochondrial envelope. Bases 275 to 886 code for a protein of 203 amino acids. The record is from RefSeq and is a predicted model, not a curated record. The transcript has 6 exons. Lineage: Eukaryota; Metazoa; Arthropoda; Branchiopoda; Diplostraca; Daphniidae. Gene Ontology annotation, biological process: positive regulation of apoptotic process; mitochondrial outer membrane permeabilization.